AUGUAUGUGCGGUCGCACUUGCAUCACAUGGUUUUUGAGCUGGUGAAGAACUCAAUGCGCGCGACAAUAGAGUAUCACAAAAGACGGACUCUCGCAGCUCCUGCUGCCGUCAAUCAUUACAAGCAAAUCAUGAAUCCGAAGAGCCCAUCUUUAGGAUUUUUUCUUCCUUCGAUUGAAGACGUAUCUGGUGUCAAGAUAUAUCCUGACGUUAGCAAAUACAAGUAUGGAGGAGAGCUUCCACCCGUGGAGAUCGUCGCUUGCGUCGGAAGUGAGGAUCUAACUAUCAAAGUCAGUGACGAGGGUGGGGGUGUACCACGCAGCCGCUGGAAGAAGCUGUGGCACUAUGACUACACUACAAGUCCAUCUUGUCCACCGAUGAAGCCUGGUAGUUUUCCAAGCUAUAGGCAACACUUCAGUGGAGGUGGAUAUGGACUGCCAAUAGCACGGCUAUUUGCACGUUACUUUGGGGGUGAGAUUACCUUCACUUCGCUAGAAGGAUCCGGGUCGACUGGGUUCAUACAAGCGCACCGCCUAGGAACUAAUGCGGAAGUUGUUCCAGGUCAUGCGUCUUAUGACCUACCACCGCUUUACUCGUAA
Molecule: messenger RNA, 597 nt
Organism: Plasmopara halstedii
Lineage: Eukaryota; Oomycota; Peronosporomycetes; Peronosporales; Peronosporaceae
Product: pyruvate dehydrogenase
Exons: 3
Coding region: 1-597 (198 amino acids)
Biological process (GO): regulation of glucose metabolic process; protein phosphorylation
Cellular component (GO): mitochondrion
Molecular function (GO): pyruvate dehydrogenase (acetyl-transferring) kinase activity
Source: RefSeq, a predicted model, not a curated record